UAUUACGACCAUCACCCUACUUGAAUUUCUUAACACCGAACACAAAUAUCCACAACAAAAAUGUAUACGUAUCCGUACAACAGAUAUUUUUACUUAUAAACUUUAAUUUAGUUUUAUUAAGAAAUAUCAAAAGUAAUUACUGAUAUAACGGACGGAACACACAUACCGACAUGUUAAUACCGUUAGCGUGGACGUCAGACAAAACGAGCUACACUUUAUGCCUAUCAGUCACUCGUACGCCGACAACCGACGCGAACCAUACUUUAACGUUUGAUUAAAAUAACGUCAUAAUGCCUGUGUUAGAAUUAACAAAUCCUGUCGUACAAUCGUAUAUAUUGUAUUCAGCUAUACUAGCACUGAAGCUGUUGUCAAUGAGCACACUGACGUCUUUAGUGCGUUUAUCGAGUGGUAUUUUCUCAAACCCAGAGGACGCCAAGGCUUUCAAAGGGAAGGUGAAAUACGACGACCCGAUUGUUGAGCGAACCCGUCGGGCUCACCUGAAUGAUUUGGAGAACAUUCCAGCGUUCUGGGUGAUAGCAGCUCUGUACCUGACGACGGGGCCGGUAGCGGUGGUGGCAACACUGCUCUUCAGAGUUUACACAGCCAGCCGCAUCAUUCACACACUGGUGUACGCUGUGGUACCAUUACCUCAGCCAACCCGCGCCAUAGCGUACAUGAUACCCUACCUCAUCAAGUGGUACAUGGGCUUCCAGGUCAUGAUCUACUAUAUUACUGCAUUGUAAUUCAAAACUUUAUUAAUUUAUUAGGAUUUUAAUGUGCCGGUUUGUACAUUGGUGUUUGUUAUCAUUAAAUGUUUCAAACGAAAUAAAAUAAUAUGUUUUGUUUCUUUA
Molecule: messenger RNA, 851 nt
Organism: Danaus plexippus (monarch butterfly)
Lineage: Eukaryota; Metazoa; Arthropoda; Insecta; Lepidoptera; Nymphalidae
Product: microsomal glutathione S-transferase 1-like
Exons: 1
Coding region: 291-743 (150 amino acids)
Cellular component (GO): membrane
Source: RefSeq, a predicted model, not a curated record